AUGAAGAUCAUCAAAGAUCCUCCACAUACAGUACAACACCCGAUCUGCCAGUCACCUUCUGUUAACAGCAUCCUGCCCAGGCAGACCAACUAUUACUGGAUAGGGAUCCGUAAGGUGGACGACGUGUGGACCUGGGUGGGGACCAAUAAGACCCUGACUAAAGAGGCAGAGAACUGGGCAGACGGGGAACCCAACAACGGGGGGAACAACGAGGACUGUGUGGAGAUGUACAUCAAGAGAGAGAAGGACACAGGGAAGUGGAACGACGAGUCGUGUAUGAAGAAGAAGACGGCUCUGUGCUUCACAGCCUCGUGUCAGAGCGACUCAUGUUACCAUGGAGAGUGUGUGGAGACCAUCAACAGCCACCACUGUAAAUGCUUUGAGGGCUUCUACGGAGAGCAGUGUGAACACGUUGUUGAAUGUAAGAUGGAGGGGGUCACUGUCCCUGCUAAUGCCAGUGUCAGUUGCUCUCACCCCAAUGGGUAUUUCUCCUUUGACUCGACGUGUCAGUAUUCCUGUGAAGAGGGGUACCGGCUGAGCAGCUCCGGGCCUGUGAGAUGCACAGCCUCAGAAUCAUGGUCAGAACAGCCUCCCACCUGUGAAUUGGUCUCAUGCAGUGAGCUGUAUGAACCUGGGAAGGGUUCCAUGGCCUGCUCCCAUCCCCUGGGCUCCUUCAGCUACCUGUCCACCUGUACCUUUACCUGUGAGGAGGGCUAUGAGAGGCUGGCCUCCAGCUCUGCUACCCUGCAGUGUGGAGCCUCGGGACAGUGGAAUGACUCACAGCCGCAGUGUAUUGGUGUGUACAGGUUCUGGAUAUCUGUAAACGUAGACCCCAUAACAUGUUACAUCAACUCUGUAAGCUGCCCUACCCUCCAGCAGCCACAAGAUGGCGCUAUCAGCUGGAGAGAAGACUUCACCUAUGGAAGCAGCUGUAACUUUAGCUUAGGUUAUCUCCUCAAGGGGCCGAUCACGCUGACCUGCACAUCAGCUGCUGAGUGGAGUGAGGAGAUACCACACUGUGAAGCUGUCCAGUGCCCCUCUCCUGUGGUUCCUCUGGGGGGUCAGGUCAGCUGUGAGGCCCCAUCACAUCCCUGGGGCUCUGUCUGCAACUUCAGCUGUGAUGAGGGUUACGAUCACCAGGGGGCCCCAAACAUGCAGUGUUCACGAUCAGGGGAGUGGAGCGCUGAAACACCUACCUGCACAGCCACACCUGAGCCUCCAUUGAACCCCACUAUCCUAGGCCUGGCAGCAGGGGGCGCUGUGUCAUUAUCUGGCCUGUCUCUGGCUGCAUGGCUCCUCAAACGAAUCAGACAGAAAGCUAACAAGUUUGAUCUGAACAGCACCUCAGACAUUGAGGAACCUUUACAGACCUACAGGAAAAGCAUCGACAGCCUGAUAUAGAGACCAACAACAAUAACAGUAGGAAUAACAGCAGGAACAACAGCAGGAACAACAGCAGGAAUAACAGCAGGAACAACAGCAGGAAUAACAGCAGGAACAACAGCAGGAACAACAGCAGGAACAACAGCAGGAACAACAGUAGGAAUAACAGCAGGAACAACAGCAGGAACAACAGCAGGAAUAACAGCAGGAACAACAGCAGGAAUAACAGCAGGAACAACAGCAGGAACAACAGCAGGAACAAGAACUGCCUGUAUAUUCAUGACAGCUUGUCUGUCUCCCUGUAUCCUCAUGACAACCUGUCUGUCUCCCUGUAUCCUCAUGACAACCUGUCUGUCUCCCUGUAUCCUCAUGACAACCUGUCUGUCUCCCUGUAUCCUCAUGACAACCUGUCUGUCUCCCUGUAUCCUCAUGACAACCUGUCUGUCUCCCUGUAUCCUCAUGACAACCUGUCUGUCUCCCUGUAUCUUCAUGACAACCUGUCUGUCUCCCUGUAUCCUCAUGACAACCUGUCUGUCUCCCUGUAUCCUCAUGACAACCUGUCUGUCUCCCUGUAUCCUCAUGACAACCUGUCUGUCUCCCUGUAUCCUCAUGACAACCUGUCUGUCUCCCUGUAUCCUCAUGACAACCUGUCUGUCUCCCUGUAUCCUCAUGACAACCUGUCUGUCUCCCUGUAUCCUCAUGACAACCUGUCUGUCUCCCUGUAUCCUCAUGACAACCUGUCUGUCUCCCUGUAUCUUCAU
This is a messenger RNA of Oncorhynchus keta (chum salmon), 2144 nucleotides long. RefSeq names its product E-selectin-like. Gene Ontology annotation, cellular component: membrane. The transcript is spliced from 8 exons. Bases 1 to 1401 code for a protein of 466 amino acids. NCBI's taxonomy places the organism in Eukaryota, Metazoa, Chordata, Actinopteri, Salmoniformes, Salmonidae. The record is from RefSeq and is a predicted model, not a curated record. Gene Ontology annotation, biological process: cell adhesion.